CUCAUGGCACACACACUGUACAAACCCGUAUAAAUAUAUGCAGUAGCCUUCUCAGAAUCUCAGUCCCUCUGCCACCAAAAAAGCUCAAAAACAUGGUUAGCGAGAAAAUAAAAAUAACGGUGAGAAAUUCAUCACUCGUAUAUCCCUCAAAACCCACACCGUUAAAAAAGCUAUGGAACUCAAACCUCGACCUGGUAGUAGGCAAAAUCCACUUCCCCACCGUCUACUUCUACAAGCCAAACGGCGCUUGUAAUUUCUUCGACUCGGAGAUUCUACGUCAGUCUCUGAGCAAUGUGCUGGUAUCUUUCUUUCCGAUGGCCGGCCGGUUGAGUAAAAACGAAAAGGGCCGAGUCGAGAUUGACUGUAAUGCUCAGGGGGCCUUGUUUGUGGAGGCCGAAGCUGAUUCUAGUGUUGAUGAUUUUGGUGACUUCCGGCCAUCUCCUCAGCUCCGGCGGCUCGUGCCUGUCGCUGAUUAUUCCGGGGACAUUUCUUCGUAUCCGCUUGUCAUGGCGCAGGUGACCCGUUUCAAGUGUGGAGGAGUUUCUCUGGGACUUGGGAACCACCAUACUCUGGCCGAUGGUCUUGCAGGUCUUCACUUCGUCAACACAUGGUCCGACGUUGCUCGUGGACUGUCUGUCGCAAUGCCACCAUGUAUUGAUCGAACACUCCUUCGAGCUCGAGACCCUCGCACGCCUACAUUUGAUCAUGUCGAAUACCACCCGCCUCCUACCUUAAACACUCCCAAGAACUCCACUCUGAAUUUUGGUUCCACCACUGUCCUAAAGCUCACACCAGAUCAGCUGAACAGGCUCAAGUCCUCCACAAAGAAUGAUGGCAACACAAAGGACCACAGCACCUACGAAAUUCUAGCAGCCCAUCUGUGGCGCUGCGCUACAAAGGCUCGUGGACUUCCGGAUGAUCAAAUGACAAAACUUUUUGUAGCUACUGAUGGAAGGUCCAGAUUAUGCCCACCACUUCCCCCAGGCUACAUUGGCAAUGUAGUGUUCACGGCUACGCCACUUUCUACAGCCGGAGACCUUACGUCGGAGCCAUUAACAGAUUCCUGUAAAAGAAUCCACAGUUGUCUUGCAAAGAUGGACAAUGAGUAUCUGAGAUCAGCUCUCGACUACCUGGAAUUAGCGCCUGACUUAUCAGCACUUGUUCGAGGGCCAAACUACUUCGCGAACCCAAACCUGAACAUCAACAGCUGGGUUCGGCUACCUUUGUAUGAUUCGGAUUUUGGAUGGGGACGCCCUAUUUUCAUGGGACCUGCAGAUAUACUAUACGAAGGAACCAUCUACAUAUUACCAAGCCCGAAGAACGAUAGGAGCAUGACACUGUCAGUUUGCUUGGAAGACAGUCACAUGGAGCUGUUCAAGAAGUUCUUAUAUGAUUUCUGAUCCUGUACUAUGUAAUGUAAUAAGCGUGCCUGCGUUUUUUAGUGUGAUCAGACGAUUCCUCUGAUAUUGUAUUAAUUCGUAAUCGCCUGCAUGUAAUAAGGGAACUUCGGCUGUUUAAGUAUCACUAGAUUUCAUGCUAUCAACAAGAUUUAUUAAAAUUCUCGUGUUUCAGUCUGCA
Messenger RNA from Daucus carota subsp. sativus, 1578 nucleotides. Its product is annotated as shikimate O-hydroxycinnamoyltransferase. NCBI's taxonomy places the organism in Eukaryota, Viridiplantae, Streptophyta, Magnoliopsida, Apiales, Apiaceae. The transcript is spliced from 2 exons. Gene Ontology annotation, molecular function: acyltransferase activity, transferring groups other than amino-acyl groups. The coding region runs from base 93 to 1400 and encodes 435 amino acids. The record is from RefSeq and is a predicted model, not a curated record.